This is a messenger RNA of Linderina pennispora, 1080 nucleotides long. RefSeq names its product Inositolphosphorylceramide-B hydroxylase. The coding region runs from base 1 to 1080 and encodes 359 amino acids. Gene Ontology annotation, molecular function: fatty acid 2-hydroxylase activity; iron ion binding. Gene Ontology annotation, cellular component: endoplasmic reticulum; membrane. The transcript has 3 exons. NCBI's taxonomy places the organism in Eukaryota, Fungi, Kickxellomycota, Kickxellomycetes, Kickxellales, Kickxellaceae. The record is from RefSeq and is a predicted model, not a curated record. Gene Ontology annotation, biological process: lipid biosynthetic process; fatty acid metabolic process.
AUGGAAUCGGGCCCUUGUGGAGUCUUUGUUGAGAAGGUGGCUGGCAGUAUACCCAUUAGGCCACGCAUCAAGGGUCAGAGCGGUGGCAAGCAUUCGCUGUUUGGCCACCUGCGCUUUGUCUCUGUGGCUGACCCGUAUUCGCGGGCAGAGGUGGCCAAGCACGACACUGGCAAGUCGCUGUGGGUGAUCCGCGCAAACCAGGUGUUCGACCUGACGACGAUAUCACAGGAGGCGAUGCGCGACGGCGACAUCCACGUGCACGCGCUGCAAGCAUACCGCGUGCUGAAGGACUUUUACAUUGGCGAGGUGAUGGCGGAGGACCGGCAGGCGGACAGCCCGCCGGGGGGCACGGACGAGAUGGAAAUGGUGGAGGAGGACAAGUUCCUGGACAUCCACAAGCCGCUGUUUAUACAGAUGUGGAACUCCAAGUUCUCCAAGGAGUUUUAUAUCCAGGAGGUGCACAAGCCGCGGCAUCUGCCGCAGCCGGCGGUGUUCUUUUCCAACCCGGUGCUGGAGACGCUGACGCGCACGCCGUGGUGGUUCAUCCCCAUAUACUGGACGCCCAUCAUGGUAACAAUGUUCACGCUGGGCCUGCGGUACGAGCCCGUCAAUGUGAUGCUGGUCGGGUUUGUGUUUGGCAUGCUGUCGUGGACGCUGGCCGAGUACAGCAUCCACCGGUUCGUGUUCCACUACGACGAGGGAAUCCCUGAGGGCACGCUGGCGCAGGUCGCGCAUUUCCUGCUACAUGGAGUGCACCACUUCUUGCCCAUGGACCAGCUGCGGCUCGUGAUGCCGCCCGCGCUAUCGACGUUCCUGGCCGUUCAUAUCCUGGCGCUGCUGACGCUAAUCUUCACGCCCGGCAUGCUGCAUGCCGUCGGCUGUGGACUGAUCACUGGGUAUGUGCUGUAUGACGAGUGCCACUACUGGCUGCACCACGGAACCACCAAGAACGAGCGCCUGGCGUACCUGAAAUCGUACCACCUGCGCCACCACUACAAGGACUACAAGUCCGGGUUCGGCAUCACCAGCGACUUCUGGGACAACAUCUUUGGCACCAACUUUUGCGACCCCGAGUACUGA